GAAAGUUUUAACAGUUCUGCCUGUUAUAGUUCCAAGUUAAUAUAGUUUUGCAGUUGGAUACAGUUAUUACCUUGUUCAAAGUGAGUAAAUUUUGUCGUUAUAGGGAAAAUCUAGGAAUAGUUAGCAAGGUGCUGCAUUGUUCUUAUUCCAUGUGUUGUACAUUUUGAAAUCAGAAUAUUUUAUAAAUUGUCUAUUAUCAGUAACUCAUUGCUAAAAACAAUGAAUAUUGGAAACAUCAGAUAUGCAAAAUCUAUUUUGCAUUUAAAAGAAAAUUUAAGAUACUGUUAUUAAGCCAGUAUUGACUUUUAACUGCUUUUUAACAACACCUUGUUAUCCUAGAUAUUUCAUGUGUGUGUUUAUUAUAUUGCUUGAAGUGUGAAUGUGAUAUUUUCUCUAAUAAAAUUACAUGAAUAGAAUUAACAAAAAAUCAGACCUACCAAAUGGAAGAAAGCAAUGUUUACUUGGUAAUUCACAUAAGGGCUUUUUGUGUUCAUUUCCAUAGAACUCAUCAAGUAAUACUGAUACAGGGCUUUCGUUUAAUGAAUUGCAGCCAAGGAAGCCUCAAAACUUCCAAGUAUCCAAAACGUCUAUGUUGAAAUUUCAUAAUAUUAAGUGCAUUCACUUAUUUUAAUUUAAAUUAACAAUAUAUCUGACAUACAAUACAUGAAAAACAUGAAGUAAAAAUAGUUAUUGAAACGUGUUUUGAAUACAUUAACAGUGCCCCAGAUAAUUAUUUGGGAAAUAGGGUUUUCACCCAUUGAUUUUGAAAAAUAGGGUGAUUUCAUUCUUGAAAUAGGGUAAACUUAGUUAUAUAAUUGCAUACCUUAUAAUCAUUUCUGCUUUACAUCUGUUGAAGCUGCACACUUGUAUUGAUUCAAUAAAACUGUUAACAAUUAUAAUUAACUUUAAUAAACAGAUGUUUCAUAACAUCUUUAACCCUUGAAACAGUCCAUAAUAUAAACUUUAAACUUAAAAAGAAUGUUAACACGAAUGAUUCGGCAUUUAUUGGGUCUUGCUUUCUUGGUUCAAAAAGUUUGUGAUCGACUGAUAUUUUGGCGCAACAAUCGCGGACGUCUUUCGACCUCUCUUAGACAUUUUUAUUUCGCAUUGUAGUAGAAACUGAAAGAACAGACGCUUUACAAAUACAUGCACAAUGAGCGACGGAUUAAAUCAGAUUGAAAACGCAUGUAUGUUGUCGUAAACGCUGUAAUUAAGUUAUGAACUCUAGUCCACAGAGCGUUUAAAUAACUUUGACUGAUUUCCUGCUCCGUCAUCCAGGCGCUUUCUGAAUAAAAGCGUCGCCGCGUUUCGAAAAUAAUUCCAAAGAGAAAAUACCGAAAAUGAGCAAAGCAUUUUCGAUCGAAGCUAUUGUACGCAUCAAAUUUGACGAAUUUGCGUAAAAGUCAAAUUGGUUGCGUUUUCAAAACGCAUGAUAUUGUAUUUCUUUGCGUUUUUAAACAUUUUAAUAGGGUGAAAGACGCAGAUACGCAGCUUAUCUGGGGCACUGCAUUAAUGUCAUCUGAUAACUUCCUUUUAUUUUGGAAAACUUCCAAAAUCAGAAGCCAGUACGUUCAGAUUUCCAAAGUUAAUCUAAGCCCUGCUGAUAUGUUAUAAUGCUCUACAGUUAAGACACAGGGGUAAAUUAACAAAAACAGAGACACUGAGGCUUCAGAGUGUUGAGUUCCAUUGUAGAAAACUUUUAUUUACUCUACAUACUGAAAGAUAUAGACACUUACAAAUAAUAAACGUCAUUAAAAACAAGGCUACAUCCGCGGUGCAUUCUUAUAAGUCUAAUAUAAGUAGGAAGGUCUCAUCUGUGUCACAAACAUUACACUAACGCUUUGACGUGCUUGUCACGGUUGGCCCAUAAGGGCUGUUAAGACAAGGAGUACGAAUACGAAUACGAGUAGGCUCUACUUCUCUCAUUUUUGAAGGGACCAUACUUUUCAAAAAUUAGCAUUUUCUUCGAUUUUUUUUCAAGGAAUACUAUCAGAAUAGCAAACAGUUUGGAUCCUGAUGAGACGCUACGUUCUGUGGCAUCUCAUCUGGAUCCAAACUGUUUGCACAGGCCUUCAAAAUUCAGUUCCCACACUGAAUGGGUUAAUCAAAGUGAACUGUCCGAAUGUCUUGCACGAAACCAAACUGGUUAAUUUGGGGUAAAAAAUUGGUGUUUAAUUAUUAUUGUCUUCUUUGAGAAGAAUUUUGAUAAAGUCACAUUAUUUCGAUCAUAGACCGUUAAAAAUUCAAUGUACACUAAUGUGGAAAGAAAUUUAAAAACCAACCACAAAUGUGUUCCUGUUGUGUUUCCACCCGAUGACCUUUAGUAAAAAAAAUUGGUCAAUUGACUAUUUUUAAAUACAACUAUAUUUAAGCUCCAAUUUUCCAAGCUAUUCAUUGUCUUUAACCUCGUUUGCGUCAGCAAUGGUGAACUGUUUCGUUGAAAGUCCUUUUUCUCAUAAACUAUCAAAAUAUCAGAUUAAAAGGUCAACCCUUUACCACGUAGAUACGUAUCUUUACCCAUUUUUUUUGUUUUUGUUUGUUUUUUUAAAGAUAUUUUUUUUUAUUAUUCAAUAUCAUACCUACAAUGUAAACAUGUAUAUGAUCAUACAACAUAGUGAUUGUACAAAGCAAUACAGUUCAGACAUGUUAUACAAGAUAUGCUAAUAUAUAUUUUUUUUGAGAGAGAAAAGAAAAGAACAACAGAGGAAUAGUUAUGAAAAAUGAUGAGUUGUAUAAAGUUGGAAGACAGCAUACUGGACUUGUGUGUUUUGUUGUAUAUUCACAAUGAUCUUGUCAGAUUGAAAAAUAAAAAUGAGAAAAAAAAACAAACAAAACUAUUUUAGAGAGAUAAACUAACAUUAGAGUGAAAUGUAUAUAAGUGGACAAAAACAUUAUGAGAAUUUAAUCCGAUUCCAUUUUUGUUUAAAGAUUUGUAAUGUGUCAUUACUGAGGGCUAUUUCUUUCUCAAUUUGGAUUUUUAGUUUAAGACUAUGGACAAAACAAUUAAAAUUUGGUACUUGUUUUUUGUACUUCAUGUUUAAUAUAAAAUAUUUCAUCAAUAUAACCAUAAAAUUCACAAUAUUAUUACAGUCUAUUGAUUUCAAUGAGUUAAUUCCGAAACUUACAUUUAAGAAAGAUAGUUUAACGUUUAGUUGCUGUUGUUCAAGAAAAGAUAUUAAUUGAUUCCAAAUAGGCUGGAUGUGUUUGCACUCCCCAAAAAGAUGUUCUAUAGUUUCAAUGUUUUCACUGCAGAAGUCACACAGAUUUGAGUUAGAUAAUUUGCAUUUAAAGAAAUAUUUAUUUGUAGCUAUAAUUCUAUGGAUGUAUUUAUAUUGAAAAUUUCUCAGUGUGCUUUCAAUAGUUGCUUUAUAUGGCAUGGUAUAUAUGUGUUUCCAAUUAAGUUAAUUUUCUCCAAAAAGGACUUGCCAUUUAUUUUUGAUUUUGGAGUUUUCUGUAGGGUUUUUAAUUUGUAGUGUGUAAAAUAUUUUAUUUGUUUUGUUUUUUCUUCCAAGUAUGUUUUCUACAAAUGUUGUUUGAGUACAUGGUGUAUUAUUUGUAUUGAUUUCAGAUUUAAUAUGUAUGGGUAUGCUUUUGAUUUGUGUGUAGUACUCCCGAAAAUUAUUUGAAGGUAUUCCGUAUAUGUAGCAUAUAUUAUCAAAAGAGUAGAAAUCCUUAAUUCUGGAGUCAUAUAAUUGGUCGACAUAUUUAAUGCUUCGUUCAAACCAGUCUUUAUAGAAAAACGUCUUAUUGUUUGAAGUUAUGUCUUUAUUAUUCCAUAAAAUUGUUUUACUGCUGGUUUGGGUUUCUAAAUUAUGAGUGACAUCACUCCACGCUGAUAGAACAUCAGACAGAAAUAUGUUUUCGUUUGCAAUUUCAUUUAAGAUAGUAUUGCUGAUGUUACAUUCAAAGAGUAAGGAGUCACCAUAUUUAUUUAGGAUUUUCUGGUAGAAUAAUUUCCAUUUGCUCGUGUUGGUAUUAUCUAGGUAUCUUUUAACCCAGCUGCAUUUGAUUGCAUUCAAGAAUGAGUCAAUGUUCGUUAAUUGGAUACCUCCAUUUUCUACAGAUUGAAUUAACCGAGUUCUUUUUAUUUUAUCAGGCGUAAUUACCGUCCCAUAUGAAAUUAAAUAUUGCUGAUUUUAUAUCGUUAAUAACAUCAUUUGGUGGAUUUGGGAGAACUGUUAAUACAUAUAUUAAUUUAGGAAGUGCAAACGUUUUCAAUACUGUGUUUUUUUCCGAUUAGUGUAAGUUUACGAUGAUGCCAUGAUUUUAAGCAGUUUUUAAAAUCUGUAAUUUAGGUAGUAUGUUUUUAAGAACUGUAUCCUUUUCAUUAUUUGUGAAAGUAAUUCCUAACGUUGUGGCUUCAUCGGAUGUCCAAUUAAAUUUCAUUUCUUUUUUAUAUUGAACAUUACUUUGUUUUAAUUUACCUACUCGCAGCACAGUACAUUUACUUUUGUUGAGUUUAAGACCCGAUGUCAUUCCGUAAAGGGUGAGCGACUCUAUUAGGUUAUGGAAAGAAUCGUAAUUGUCAUUUAAACAAUAAGUUGCAUCGUCAGCAAAUAGGGAUUGUUUGAUUUCUUCUUCAGGUUCUAGUGAUAUGCCUUUUAUGUGUUUAUUUGAUUGGAUGUGAUGUGAUAGAUACUCGAUGCAAAUAAUAAAUAGCGAUGAUGAGAGUGGACAUCCUUGUCGAACGCCUCGUUCGAUGUUAAAACUGUUUGAAAAGAAGACAUUGUUAUUGAUAAUACUGUUAAUAUCGGUAUAGAAUAGUUUGACCCAUUGAAUGAGACUUUGACCAAAGUUCAUAUUUUCUAAGCAAGAGAACAUAAAUGAAUGAUCAAGCGAAUCGAAUGCCUUUUCAAAGUCUGCAAAGAAUAUUAGACCAGGAUUAUUUGAAUUGUUGAAAUAGUUUAUGCAUUCUUGGAUAAGACGAAUGUUUUCACCAAUGUAACGUCCUUUUAUGAAACCAGAUUGAGAUUUUGAAAUGAUUGAUGGUAAUUUUUUUUAUAUUCUGUUUGCUAUACUUUUUGUUGCAAUUUUAUAAUCAUUGUUUAGUGAACUAAUUGGGCGCCAGUUUGAUAAGGAUUCUAAGUUUUUUCCAGGUUUUGGAAUAAGUGAUAUAAUACCUUGUUUUUGUAGCGUAGUUAAGUUUUGGUUGUUAAAUGAAUAGUUAAGUGAAUUUAUUAGAUGUGUUUUUAUAUCAUUCCAGAAUAUUUUAUAAAAUUCGAUUGUGAUGCCAUCGGAUCCUGGGCUUUUGUUAUUUUGCAUUUCUUUUAGGGCUAAUCCACAUUCAUAUUCAUUAAACAAUCCGUCGCACAGUUGUUUUUCUUCCUGGUUUAAAGCGUGAUGUGUAUUUUUAAAAAGGGUGUUAUUUUCAACAUGUUUUCGUUUAUAGAGGGUUUCGAAAAAUAAACAUUGUUCUUCUAGUAGUUGAGUUCUGUUUGUUAUGUCUUUGCCAUUGACUACUAAUUUGUGUACAGUUUUUUGUUCACUUCUACGUUUUUCAAGGUUUGCGAAAUAUUUUGUAUUUUUUUCAUUAUGUUUAACAUGCUGUGCACGCGCUCUUAGUAUUAUUCCAUUGAGAUGUGUAUGAUAGAUUCCAUCUAAUAUUUGUUUUUUUAAUGUCAUUUCAUUUUCAAUGUCGGUGGUAUCAUUUGUGUUUGUUUGAUGCAAUUGUUUUUCAAGUGUUUCAAUGGUUUUGAUGGUUUCAGUUUCAAGUUUGUGUGUUUCUUUUUGUUUAAAUGAUGUGUAUCUAAUUGUUGUGUUACGUAUAUUUCCUUUAAUUACUUCCCAUAAGGUGUUUGGGUUUGCAUCUUUAUUAUUUUGAACUGUAUUUAAUAUUUCCUGUUUUAUUUGUGUUUGAUAUUGUGUAUCUAAUAAGAUGCUGUUGUUAAGUAUCCUGGGCCUCUUUCAGGUUGUAUAUUGUGCAGUUUAAGUUCAACUAGAGAGUGGUAAGUUAUAAAUCCUGGUUUUAUGUUACACGUGUCAAUAAUGUUGCAAAGAGAUUCAGAUAUUAAAAAAUAGUCUAAUCUACAAAAUAUUGUUGGUUUUGUGUUUGAGUGCCAGGUGAAUUUGCUUUCGUUUGGGUAUGCUGUACGCCAGAUAUCUAUCAUAUUGUAGUUUUCAAUUAUGUUAUUUAAAAUGUUUGUAUUUUUAGUAUGAGUAUAAAGGUUUCCAUUCUUUUUAUCCAAUAAUGGGUUUAGGACAGUAUUGAAAUCACCACCGAUUAUAAUAUUUUUAUCUUGGUUAUAAAUUAUAAAGGAUUGUACUUUACCCAUUUGUAGUCCCUUAAAAAGUUACAUUGAAUUGAAGACCUUUCUUACUAGGUUCAAGUUUUUAAGGCUUCAUUUACAACCCUUAGAUACCGAUGAGCAGCAAACAGCAUAAAACCUGAACAGACUGCGAGUUACUCGCAGGCUGUUCUGGUUUUAUGCUGUUUGCACAUAGCCAUUUUCACUUUGCUUCUUAUGAAAGAAAGGGUUAAACAAUAAAUUACAAGAUAUAUAUCCUUUUCACGUAACCAAUAUGAAUCAGAAUUUCUUAUUUAUGUUUAUAAAAAAAAUUCUGUUUAAUGCAUAGGCCACAUCAUUUAUUCAUUGAUGAUGUCCUAGAUGCCUACUUAGUUGGGGCAUUCCUUGAUGUCAUGGACAUGGAAGAUGUGACUUCUGAUCCCUCAUCUCCACCGUUACUCCAUCUGAUGAGCCCCAAACAACAAGUGAGGUGGUUAAAUGAAAUUUCAUUAAGGAUAAUUGACAAUUUAAAAUUAAAUGAACUGUCAUCAGUAAAUGAACCACGUGACAAUUUACUGGCUCUGAAUGCAGAGGAUGACCAGCUGAAAGCAUUGAAGCAGGAAGAUAUAUACAAGUGCCCACUUAGCAACAGAACAUACACAUGUAAACAGGUUUCCUGGUUUAAAAAACAUCUUAAGAAACUUCACUGGACAUUCCACACUGUCAGCACAGAUGUUAAAGCUACAAAUGCAGUUCAACAUGUUCUGUUCAUGUCAUUGCUUUUUAGAGACACCAUGGACUCUUACAAGAUGGGAGAUGGUGAGCGAAUACUAAGAAAUGCAUAUUUUGAAUGGCUGUUUGAUAGUUCUGUAAAGCAUACAAAAUACGAAUUAUGGUUAUGGCGAAUGAUUUCCUAUGUUAUUUCUAUACUGGGAGUUGAAGACAGUUUUGAGUACCUUUGGAACAUGACUGUGAAUUUAAAGGGGGGUAUUUAUAACAACAUUCCAAAUGACAACUGCGUAGAGUUGCAGGUAAAUAACAUAAAACGGGAACUUGCAACCCAGGGUGCUAAUAAAUCAUAUCAAUCAGCCAAAAACAUUUGUAUGACUACUCAGGUGGUAGAUGCUAUCCGUGAACAAUUGGUUCGUACUUCCAAAACAGUCAGAUCUAGAAGGGAAAGGCCAGUGGUUGACAAAACAAAUGAUAUUGUUCACAUGGUAAAAUUCCUUAGGCAGCAGGGUCCUGUGAAAGAUUUGGCUUGGAAAAGAUAUAGUUCAUUCAAAGAUCCAAUAAAAUGUAUUGAUGCAGAUGAAUUACACAUUUGGAUUAACAGGCAGAAAACAAUUGCUAGCAUUUUAAUGUAAAUUGUUUACAGUCAUUGAAAGGGAUCUGUUGAGAGGAAUGUGCAGUGUACAAAAAUCACAAGUUUUUGUACUCUUGCCCUAAUAAAGUUGCUAAGUUAUUGCACUGUGUCCAUGCCAAGUUUUGUCUAGCCCAUGUCUUGAAAAGUAAAGGUGUCAACUUUUAAAUGUUAUGUGUAGAUAUAUCUAUAUUUUAAUGCACAAGGACCAUAAUUCUUGUACAUUUGUAUGCAGUAUUACCAUUUUUUUCAUGCUUUAUUUUUGUCCGGUCCAUAACUACAAAAGUGUUAAACGUAUUCACUUAAAAUGUUAUAGAUAUUAUGUAUAUGCUGUAGUUCUUUAAUGUGAAGUGCAGCGUCUUGUAGAAACCACCCUGUUUGUCAUUCUGUACGUUUGCCACAUGUACAUGUAUGGGCCAUAUCUAGAACACGAUAAAGUUAUUAUCUUGAAACUUCCUUUGAUUUCAUAAAGAAGAAAUGCAGUGCAGAGUGACCAUAGCUCUUGUUAUUGCUAUUUGUUUUAUCAUCAUGUUUAUCUUUGACCUUUCCGAAAUAAAUCUUGCAAUUUCAUUAAACGCCAAUGCAUUGAAUAAAACAUGUUUCUGUCCCCAUACACAACUUUGACCAUUGCCAUUGGGGGGGCCCUGUGUGUGUAACAUAGUUCUUGUGUGGAAUGAAUAAUAAAUAAAAGGCGUGUAAUGGUUUUCACAAUCUAUUAUGAAUGUAUGUGAAUCGCAUAUCCAGUUGAUAGUAACUUUUGUGAACUGUAUGUCUUAAUUUCCUCGCCUCACUUUUGUUGUUCUUAAAAAAAAGAAAAUUUUAGCUGAAAACAGGGUGAUUUGCUGAUCUAAAUUUCCAAGUGUUGAAUAUUGACAGUUUUGAAAAUCAUAUCUUGUAAAACUCACUUGCAAGAUACCUUUGUAUUAAUGUUGCAAGCUGGUAAAACAUGAAUUAAUUUGGUUUGCUUACCUAGAAAUUUUAUACACUAUACUUGUGCAAAUAUUUUAAAUGUAGAUUGGUAAAGGGUUAGAAUUUUUGUUGUUUUAUCAUCCCUAUGCCAUAUCAAUUAAUUGAUGAUGUAAAAUGGUGAAAUGGUAUUGUGUACACAUUGAAUGUAUAUUUUAGUGAUAUGAUUGCUAUUUUACCUUUUAUAAAAUACUGAAGAGUAUGAAUCUGCUUACUGUAUGCAUAUUUCUUAAUUCCAAAUAAAUUUAUCAUGCAUACAAUACAGUUAUACAUUUACUGUUACUCAUGUUGGAGCUUGCUUAAUUAUUAAUGACAUAAUUGUAUAACUUCAAUUGAAGCAUGAAUUUCACACACUUCUUUGGAUUCAUUUAAAUAUUAUAAAUAAUAAUGUUAUUUAUGAUAUUGUUACCUCAUUUAGGGCUUUUUUGGGUUGUAGGGGAAGGGGCCUUUAGCCCUUAGGUUGGGGAAAUUUCACGCGUGAUUUUCCACUUUUGGGGAAAUUUCAUGCGUGAUUUUCCACUUUUGGGGAAAAAUCGCGCGCGUUUUUUCCUUAAUAGGGGAAAAAAUUUAAGGGUCUUACUUUUACUGUUAAUUUGGUUAAAAAACACAAAAAAGACUGUUAUUUUCUUCAUACAUCAAUAUUUGUGGUUAAUUAACAUGUUAUUACACAAUUUCACAGAGGCAUUUCCCUGUUUUUCAGUCCUUUAAACAUCUCCACUAACGCAUCCAUGUCCUCCUCUGUCAGUUGGUCUGGCCCUGAAAGUUCUUGAAAGCUGCUUAUACGCAUCAAUAACCGCGUUAUUCGCAAUUUUUUGGGGCUUUUCCCGGUAAUUUCGCCAGUUAUGCGACAUUUUGCCUUUUUUGUUGACAUUUAACGUAUGCGAGUUGACAGUUAUCGUAAAUCGGCCAAGAGAGGUAAUAAUUGUCGUAACAUUUAUACAGGUUACACAUGCCCAAUUCAUUUCCUUCUUUGUUAUAUAUAGAAUUCGCAAUCUUUGAUCUCAAAUUUCACCAUGUCAGACCUUGCGAGUGAUAAGGUUGGUAGAAGGGUCGUGCGGUUAACUGUCUUGUUAAUAUAUAUGCAUAAUUCAGGGCUUAUAUAUUUGACUCUUUACGACCUUACAUUUUCUUACCAAUACGAAAAUGGAAGUAUCUGACCUUUAUUAUACGUACUUAGUAAAAGUGUGUGGAUGUAUCAAAUAAUUGCACGCACCAUUCCAUACUUACGUGCAUUAGAUGUAGACGUUGGUACAACCACGUCUGUCAAUACUUUGAUAAAGUACACAUGUUUCGUGU
Molecule: messenger RNA, 9846 nt
Organism: Dreissena polymorpha
Lineage: Eukaryota; Metazoa; Mollusca; Bivalvia; Myida; Dreissenidae
Exons: 1
Coding region: 6566-7588 (340 amino acids)
Source: RefSeq, a predicted model, not a curated record